This is a messenger RNA of Boeremia exigua, 2887 nucleotides long. RefSeq lists its product as uncharacterized. The record is from RefSeq and is a predicted model, not a curated record. The transcript has 3 exons. The coding region runs from base 420 to 2822 and encodes 800 amino acids. Gene Ontology annotation, molecular function: protein binding. Lineage: Eukaryota; Fungi; Ascomycota; Dothideomycetes; Pleosporales; Didymellaceae.
GUGAGCCUGAGUGAAUUCGACAAACUUCACUCUUGUUUGGCCACUGAACUGGUACUACCUCUCACUCUUGUUUAGAUAAGUUUAGCGUAUGCGACGAUCCUUCAGUACUAUUACCUAGUAUGUAGGCAACGGGGGCAGUGCGCUCAGAUCUGUGCACACGAGUUGAGCUGCGCCCACCAUACCCUCAAGCAUGGCCAUUGGGCAUCAUGCUUAAAUAGGUUAGCAGCGCUGGCAUACCUGUGUAUGCACAGCUGACAACCAUGCUCAGCCUCGCCUGCGCAAUUUCAACAACGUUAGUCUUCGACCACCUUUCCUUUUCAUUUCGUCAACAUCUUGACAGCGUCUUCAUUUUCAUUUCUCCUGGCAUCAUUUAUCGACCAGUCAGCCGUUGAGGAAGCUUCUGGACCCGCCACAACACGAUGGCUGAGGUUGUUGGCUUAAUAGCUAGUAUUGCUACACUUAUUGAAGUCGCUGGAAAAACAGGACGCACCAUAUCUCGCAUACGAAAGUUACAGUCAUCUCCGCCGCGUUAUAUUCUGGCUGCGCAAAACGAGAUCGAGCGUUUCACGGCAGCUUUGGAUCUGAUUCAAGACAUCCUUAACAGCAGGCCUACUGCUCCGUCGGAUAAAGUCAAGUUAGAACUUACAAGACUGCACAAGCAAGCGAUAAAUGCGCUACAGGAAUUUGACGACUUCCUUAAGCUGAAGGUGAUUCACGACACACCUGAUGGCGACGGUACAUUCAAAUUGCGACGAAGAGCGAAGGUCAAAGAGGUGUUUGGCGAAGCGCAGUCCGAGUUCGUUGACUUUCAUCAACAGCUUGUGUCUAUCAAACAGAAUAUGCAACUGGUGCUCCAGGCUUUACACUUCCACUCUCAUGGAGGGUCGUUGCACUUGCAAAGUGUAUCUAUCGUGCAAGCAGGAAUCACCACGAUAGUCAAAGCAGGAGAUAACGAAGUGACAGCAACGCACCUGGAGAAAGCGGUGGUGUCUAGCACUAGCACCGCAAUCGCUUCAGGACGUCCAAGCGUACAGCCAAUCAGCCCAAGCGCUGUAGCACUGAAAGAGGACUACGUUGUCUUCAAGAUGCAACGAGCAUCGCAAGAGUGUAGGCAGCAGUGUCCCUGCCAGUGCCAUAUAGCGCUUCGAGGAAGCACUCCCCGCUGGCUUCAGGGUCUGAUGGGCACUGUUUUCCUUAGCUUAUCCGGUGUACCCCUGAUCAAUCGACGAGUCUGCGAUUUCAAAGGCUGUAGUGGCAAAGGUGCGGCGAAUGGAGCAGCACGUCUUCAGUAUGUGAUGCCCACAUGGGCACUUCCCUACGCCAUUGAGACUACAGCUACGUGGCGUACGCUAGGUGGAGUCGGCGGCACCUGGACUCUCAGGAUACCACGAUUUAUGAAUACUAACAACCUUUACUCGAAAUUCCUCUGGAUGGCAACUCGUGGUACUGUGGAGGACUUUCAGAAGUUGAUGUCGGUGUCCGGCAUGAGGGCGUUUGAUGCCUUUGACACAUCUCUUAGCAUCAAUUCGACACUCUUUGCUCUGGCCGUAAAUAACAUGCGCUUUGACAUAUGCAACAUGCUUCUCGAGAACGGGGUCGAUGUUUCGUAUCGUGACGCGUGUGGGGUAUCGAUGGCCGGUUGUUAUUGGCAGAAGUGUCACGCUUUCAACGCAUCUAGCGAUAUCUCAGUCCCUACAGUACUAGUUGAAGCCUUCGAUACGUUGAACAUAACACCAGGCCACAGUCUGGUAGUCGAGAAUCGAUUCGAGGACGUUGGUACUCAUCUCAGAAACUUUCCUGCGGCCAUCACGCUUCGAGACGACAAUGGAUUCACCUUGUUUCAUUGGGCGGCAGCACGCGGGUCUAUGGAAAGCCUUGACGCUCUCCUUCAGGCGGGAGCUGAUGUAAAUGCAGUGUGCAAACGAGGUCGAACGCCGUUGAUGUGGGCAGUUUGUACACUUCAUGAAAUUGGCAUCUGGAAGAUCCUAAUCCGCGCAGGAGCGGAUGUCAACAUGACUGAUUUACAAGGCUACAAUGCUCUUAUGUGGUUGUUAAGCCAUACGCCCACACCAGAUACUGUAGCCCUUCUGUUAGAUGCGGGAACCGACAUCCACCACAUAUCAGAUUACCAUGUGACAGCAUUAGAGAUGGUAUCUUCCACACCAGGUGAUGGGAUAGUCGAGAGUUGCCGCACGCUCUUGGAACGCGGCGCCGUGCUAAACCGAAUAACCUGUUAUGGUUGGAGUCCGGUUGUAAUCGCGAUUCAAAACAACAAUCACGGCCUCCUUGAGCUGUAUAUCGAGCACGGGGCUAUAUGGAACACUGUUGCAACUGGGAACGGAACCAAAACCGUAAUUAACGCAGCCAUAUGGGCCGACAUUCGCACGAUGGCAAUACUGCGGGAUGCACGCAUACAAGGCGUCCACAUGGAUGAUCAUGUGAUCAAAGCAUAUUGGUCUAAAUUCGACAAAAGAGACGCACUCUUCUGUGGUUUCAGAGAACCCAUAGAAGAUGAACGAAAGGCCUUCCAGGAGUUACUGGACAGUGUCAUUCCGCUAGAUUCAUCUCUCAUCGUGUCUCAACCUACGCAGCAGAGACUGAUUCCGGGCGCCUUCCCAACAGAAGAAUACCGCGAGCAAGGACAUGUUGUCUCUUACUCAAAACCUAGCGAUGAGUCUGAAAUAGACGGAGAUACAGACCAAUCCACAAGCGAACGCGAGUACUUUGAGUUAAGCAGCAAUCAAAAGUCGGACGAGGAUGGCGAAUCGCUAUUAACAGACGAAAAUGGUCUCAUAAACCUCGAGGGUGGUGUGAGUUCAUAGAUCCAUUGAAGCAUCUGCUCGCUCGAUGAUCUUGAUACUACGCUAUUCUUGAUGACAACCCAAUC